AAGGAGUCAAAAGAGCGAUGCCAGCACAGAACCAGCUAACAGCACACCUGUUGUGAGUGAGGAGGAGUCGAUAGCCACCAUUACCAGCGCCGCUGCCACAGCUGAGUCAGAGAGGCAUCGGAAAUAGCUACUAGGCAGCAUGAUCCAAAUUAUCUCAGUUUGGGAUUUACUUGCACUCGACUUUCACAUUUUACCACACAAGCCUGCUGAUUGUGAAAUCUGGUAACCAUUCUUCACCGUACCAUUGGUGAAGAACUUUGUUUACCUUUGGCCAAAGAGUUGAGUCUAAUUGUUGAUUUGGCAGCCGAUGUGAGAAGUGCACUCACAGAACACACUCAAAUGAACAGGUGCUUUUCAUUACAAUUAACGGACGUUGCUCAUUCGGCCAAUUUGCUUGUUUAUGUUAGACAUGAGUGUUAGGGCAAGUGAGCUGAAAAUACCUGUGGAUCAGGACUGUGAUGGACAGGAGAGGUUGUUGGAAUUAUCACCUGAUGAGACUUUCACAUCAGAAUUUAAAAAAAAAAAAAAAAAAUCCCUGCUGAACUUUUGGUUCUGCAUCUGAAACUCACUGCCCUGGAACUUGUCAUGAUCGGCUUUGCUCAAAUAAACAUGCAGGCUCACCCACCGAAAGGGGAAUUUGCACGUUGGAAGGUGAGGAACACAGCGAUUGAGAGGAGGGACCUGAUCCGGAACCGCGUGCCACUCAUGCCUGAGUUCCAGCGCAGCGUCCGUUCACUGGGCCGUAGACCCACCACUCAACAGUUUAUUGACACCAUUAUUAAGAAGUAUGGAACCCAUAUCCUCAUCUCAGCCACCCUGGGAGGAGAGGAGGCACUGACGAUGUACAUGGCCAAAAACAAGCUUGACAGGAAGCUUGCCAAUGCCACCCAGAAUGUGGAGGCCCUUCACCAGUUGGCCUCUUCCUACUUCAUUGAUCGUGACGGCACUAUGAGGAAGCUGCACGAGAUCCAGAUCUCCACCAGUGCCAUCAAGGUGACAGAGACACGGACGGGGCCACUGGGAUGCAGUAGCUAUGACAAUCUGGACUCUGUCAGCUCUAUCCUUCUGCAGAGCCCCGAGAGCAAGCUUCAUCUGCAAGGUCUUCAAGUAAUAUUCCCUGAGUAUCUGAAGGAGAAGUUUGUCCAGUCAGCUCUGAGCUACAUUAUGUGUAAUGGGGAGGGUGAGUACGUGUGCCAGAACAACCAGUGUAUCUGUCAGUGCAACGAGGAGUAUCCCCAGUGCAACUGUCCCAUCACCGAUGUCCAGAUCAUGGAGAACACCCUGCUGGGGAUGUCCGAGUCCUGGACCACAUCUUAUAAAGACUUUGAGAACUCCGAUGAGUUCAAGUCCUUCCUGAAGAGGCUGCCCUCCACUCACUUCCUGCCCAUCAGCAGUGUGCAUCUCCUGUGGGGCAGUGACUGGGACCUGCAGGCCCGCUACAGGCUACUUCAGAGUUCCCUGGAGAUCCAGCGGCUCAAGAUCCAACGCACUGCCCGCAAGCUCUUUGGCCUCAGCAUCCGUUGUCACCACAAUCCUAACCACCAGAUGCCUAGGGAGAGGUCUGUGAUGCAGUGGCUCAACAGGGUUCAGUCCUUCCUCUACUGCAAUGAGAAUGGCUUCUGGGGGACCUUCCUGGAGAGCCAAAGGACAUGUGUGUGCCACACAGGUGUUACAUUGUGCCAGCGACCCAUCCCUUGCAUCAUCGGUGGCAACAACAGCUGUGCCAUGUGCAGUCUGGCCAACAUUUCGCAAUGUGGCUCUUGCAACAAGGGCUACAAGUUGUACCGUGGUCGCUGUGAGCCCCAGAAUGUGGACUCGGAGCGCAGUGAGCAGUUCAUCAGCUUUGAAACAGAUCUGGACUUCCAGGACCUGGAGCUCAAAUACCUGUUGCAGAAAAUGGAUUCGCGACUCUACAUUCACACUACCUUCAUCAGCAAUGAGAUCCGCCUUGAGACCUUCUUUGACCCGCGAUGGCGAAAGCGCAUGUCCCUGACUCUGAAGAGCAACAAGAACCGGAUGGACUACCUCCACAUGAUAGUGGGUCUAUCGAUGAAGAUCUGUCAGAUGCGCAACAGCAGCAUUGACCCCAUGUUCUUUGUUUAUGUCAAUCCCUUCAGUGGUAGCCACUCAGAGGGCUGGAGCAUGCCUUUUGGGGAGCAUGGUUACCCACGUUGGGAGAAAGUUCGGCUGCAGAACUCCCAGUGUUUCAACUGGACUCUGCUACUGGGAAACAGGUGGAAGACCUUCUUUGAGACAGUACACAUCUACCUACGUAGCCGUGCUAAGAUACCCACUGGCUUACGCAAUGACACAGGUCAGGGACCGGUGGACCUUGCAGACCCCAACAAGCGCCAGAUCUAUAUAAAGAUCUCAGAUAUCCAAGUGUUUGGCUACAGCCUGCGCUUCAAUGCUGACCUGCUACGUAGUGCUGUGCAGCAGGUCAACCAGUCAUACACCCAAGGAACUCAAUUCUACUCAUCCUCAUCUGUCAUGCUCUUGCUACUGGACAUUAGGGAUCGGAUUAACCGCCUGGCCCCUCCAGUUGCGCCUGGAAAGCCCCAGCUGGACCUGUUCUCUUGUAUGCUAAAGCACAGGCUCAAGCUCAACAACAGUGAGAUGAUUAGAGUAAACCAUGCCUUGGACAUGUACAACACAGAGAUACUGAAACAAUCAGAUCACCUGACUGCUAAACUCUGCUGAAUUACAUUAACAUUAACAAAAGAAACACAGACUAAAAACAGAGACCUAAAGAGAACAAAAGAGAACUGUGAGGGGAUACAAAUCUUUACUUUCUUUUUUCAUUUUGGGACCUAUUUUUCUGCCUUCUGAUGUAAUAACAACUUUGUAAGCAUAACUGUUAAAGACAAUAAAGAAAAAGCAGUGAUGAAAAGACUUUUAGGCAGAUAAAGAACAGCAAUGGAACCACUAUACAGACUGUAUCAUAUUUGUCCCAGCAUGUCUGUCAUUCCCUUAAUGAACU
Molecule: messenger RNA, 2980 nt
Organism: Myripristis murdjan (pinecone soldierfish)
Lineage: Eukaryota; Metazoa; Chordata; Actinopteri; Holocentriformes; Holocentridae
Gene: brinp1
Product: bone morphogenetic protein/retinoic acid inducible neural-specific 1
Exons: 7
Coding region: 586-2700 (704 amino acids)
Biological process (GO): positive regulation of neuron differentiation; cellular response to retinoic acid; negative regulation of mitotic cell cycle
Cellular component (GO): cytoplasm; dendrite; neuronal cell body
Source: RefSeq, a predicted model, not a curated record